Molecule: messenger RNA, 10332 nt
Organism: Myotis brandtii (Brandt's bat)
Lineage: Eukaryota; Metazoa; Chordata; Mammalia; Chiroptera; Vespertilionidae
Gene: UNC80
Product: unc-80 homolog (C. elegans)
Exons: 65
Coding region: 166-10218 (3350 amino acids)
Biological process (GO): monoatomic cation homeostasis
Cellular component (GO): cation channel complex; axon
Molecular function (GO): monoatomic cation channel activity
Source: RefSeq, a predicted model, not a curated record
GGGUAGAAGGACGCGGGAUGGGGCUGGGAGAGCCGGCUCUGCCUCAGGGAAGGAGGGGAUGAGAGUUGGGGAGAACCACGGGAGGAGGAGGAGGAAGAGGAAGAGGAGGCAGCCGCUGAGGAGCCAACGCUGGGUCCUGCAGUAAGACUCCCAGGAGCCACCAUCAUGGUGAAGAGGAAGAGCUCUGAGGGCCAGGAGCAGGACGGCGGCCGCGGCAUCCCCUUGCCCAUCCAGACCUUCCUGUGGCGGCAAACCAGUGCAUUUUUGAGGCCUAAACUGGGGAAGCAAUAUGAAGCCUCUUGUGUGUCCUUUGAACGAGUGUUGGUAGAAAACAAGCUGCAUGGCCUCUCUCCGGCCCUCUCUGAAGCCAUCCAGAGUAUUUCCAGAUGGGAGCUGGUGCAAGCAGCUUUGCCUCAUGUCCUCCACUGCACGGCAACCCUCCUCUCCAACAGGAACAAGCUGGGCCACCAGGAUAAACUGGGUGUUGCUGAGACAAAACUCCUGCACACCCUCCACUGGAUGCUCCUGGAGGCCCCCCAGGACUGCAACAGUGAGCGGUUUGGGGGCACAGACCGAGGAUCCAGCUGGGGUGGCAGUAGCAGCGCUUUUAUCCACCAGAUUGAAAACCAGGGUUCUCCAGGGCUGCCUUGCCAAAGCAGCUCCAACGAUGACGAAGAGAACAACCGAAGGAAGAUAUUCCAUAACUCCAUGGCUACUGUGGAGCUCUUUGUGUUUCUGUUUGCUCCUCUCGUCCACAGGAUCAAGGAAUCUGACCUCACGUUCCGUCUGGCCAGCGGGCUUGUUAUAUGGCAGCCCAUGUGGGAGCACAGACAGCCCGAAGUCUCUGGCUUCACGGCACUGGUGAAGCCCAUCAGGAACAUCAUCACAGCUAAGAGGAGCUCUCCUAUUAACAGUCAGAGUCAGACCUGUGAAUCACCAAAUCAGGACACAAGACAUGGAGAGGGCCUCCAGGUGGUCUGUGAAACCUUCCAGUCAGAUUCCAUCUCCCCCCAGGCCACCAUGUCAGGCUGCCACCGAAACUCAUUUGAUGGAAGUCUGUCCUCCCAAACUUCCCAGGAAAGAGGUCCAUCGCAUUCCAGGGUCUCUCUUGUGAUACCUCCAUGCCAAAGGUCCCGCUAUGCCACCUACUUUGAUGUUGCUGUUCUUCGCUGCCUACUCCAGCCCCACUGGUCUGAGGAAGGCACUCAGUGGUCUCUGAUGUAUUAUCUACAAAGGCUGAGACACAUGUUGGAAGAGAAGCCAGAGAAGCUCCCAGAGCCAGAUAUUCCCCUCCUGCCCAGACCCAGGAGCAGCUCAAUGGUGGCAGCAGCCCCCUCACUGGUGAACACCCACAAAACCCAAGAUCUCACCAUGAAGUGUAAUGAAGAUGAAAAAUCUCUCAGUCCUGAGGCCUUUUCCAAGGUGUCCUUGACCAAUCUGCGUAGGUCUGCAGUCCCAGAUCUUUCUUCUGACCUUGGCAUGAACAUUUUUAAGAAGUUCAAGAGUCGCAAAGAAGACCGGGAGAGGAAGGGCUCCAUCCCCUUGCACCACACGGGGAAGAGGAGGCCGCGGAGAAUGGGUGUGCCCUUCCUGCUUCACGAGGACCACCUGGAUGUGUCCCCCACCCGCAGCACCUUCUCCUUCGGAAGCUUCUCUGCGCUGGGAGAAGACCGGCGAGGCAUUGAGAAAGGCGGCUGGCAGACCACCAUUCUAGGGAAAUUUACCCGGCGGGGCAGUUCUGAUGCAGCCACGGAGAUGGAGAGCUUGAGCGCCAAGCACUCACACUCUCAUCACACCCUGGUGAGUGACCUGCCGGACCACUCCAACAGCCACGGAGAAAACACCUUCAAGGAAGGUGGGUCGGAGGCUGCGCCCGCAGGCGGGAGUUCAGUGAGAUCCCAGAUCUCCACGAUCACAGUUGCAACCUUCAAUACCACAUUGGCGUCAUUCAACGUAGGCUACGCAGACUUCUUCAAUGAGCAUAUGAGGAAGCUCUGCAACCAGGUGCCUAUCCCAGAGAUAACACAUGAACCCCUGGCCUGUGCGAACCUGCCACGAAGCCUCACGGACUCCUGCAUAAACUACAGCUACUUGGAGGACACAGAGCAUAUUGAUGGGACCAAUAACUUUGUUCACAAAAAUGGCAUGCUUGAUCUUUCUGUGGUUCUGAAGGCUGUUUAUCUUGUCCUUAACCAUGACAUCAGUUCUCGAAUCUGUGAUGUGGCACUAAACAUCGUUGAAUGCUUGCUUCAACUUGGUGUGGUGCCCUGUAUAGAAAAGAACAGAAAGAAGAGUGAAAAUAAGGAAAAUGAGACUGUGGAAAAAAGACCAAGUGAGGGAACUUUCCAGUUCAAAGGAGUAUCUGGAAGUUCCUGUGGAUUUGGGGGCCCUUCAGUUAGUGGAGCUGGAGAUGGUGGAGGAGAAGAAGGAGGAGGUGGAGAUGGAGGAGGUGGAGGAGGCGAUGGAGGAGGAGGUGGAGGAGGUGGAGGUGGCCCUUAUGAGAAGAAUGAUAAGAACCAAGAUAAGGAUGAAAUUAUACCUGUAAGCAACCAUAGGCUUGCUCUAACCAUGCUCAUCAAAAUAGUUAAGUCUUUGGGAUGUGCCUAUGGUUGUGGAGAAGGACACCGAGGGCUCUCUGGAGAUCGUCUGAGACACCAGGUAUUCCGAGAGAAUGCCCAGAAUUGCCUCACUAAGCUGUACAAGCUAGAUAAGAUGCAAUUCCGACAAACCAUGAGGGACUAUGUGAACAAGGACUCCCUCAAUAAUGUAGUGGACUUCUUGCAUGCUUUGCUAGGAUUUUGUAUGGAACCGGUCACUGACAACAAGGCUGGUUUUGGAAAUAACUUCACCACAGUGGACAACAAAUCCACAGCCCAAAAUGUGGAAGGCAUUAUCGUCAGUGCCAUGUUUAAGGCCCUCAUCACACGCUGCGCUUCAACCACACAUGAACUGCACAGCUCCGAGAAUCUGGGGCUGUAUUGUGACAUCCGUCAGCUGGUCCAAUUUAUCAAAGAGGCUCAUGGGAAUGUCUUCAGGAGAGUGGCCCUCAGCGCUUUACUUGACAGUGCGGAGAAGUUGGCACCAGGGAAAAGGGUGGAGGAGAAUGAACCAGAAUCUAAGCCUGUAGGCAGCAAAAGGUCAGAGGCAGGAAGCGUUGUGGAUAAAGGCCAAGUGUCCUCUGCACCUGAGGAAUGUCGCAGCUUCAUAUCUGGUCGACCCUCGCAGACUCCAGAGCACGAUGAACAAAUGCAAGGGGGAAACCUGGGGCGGAAGGAUUUCUGGCGCAAGAUGUUCAAAUCCCAGAGUGCAGCAAGUGACACCAGCAGCCAGUCUGAGCAGGACACUUCGGAAUGCACCACCGCCCACUCAGGGAACACCUCUGACCGACGCGCCCGCUCACGGUCCCGCAGAAUUUCCCUUCGGAAGAAGCUGAAACUCCCCAUAGGUAAAAGGAACUGGCUGAAGCGAUCCUCCCUCUCAGGCCUGGCGGAUGGCGUGGAGGACCUCCUGGACAUCAGCUCUGUGGACCGCCUGUCUUUCAUCAGGCAGAGCUCCAAGGUCAAAUUUACCAGUGCAGUGAAGCUUUCCGAAGGCGGGCCUGGGAGUGGAAUGGAAAAUGGAAGAGAUGAAGAGGAGAAUUUCUUCAAGCGUCUCGGUUGCCAUAGUUUUGAUGACCAUCUGUCUUCCAACCAAGAUGGUGGAAAAAGUAAAAACGUGGUGAACCUUGGAGCAAUCCGACAAGGCAUGAAGCGCUUUCAAUUUCUGUUAAACUGCUGUGAGCCGGGGACCAUUCCUGAUGCAUCCAUCCUGGCAGCUGCCCUGGAUCUUGAAGCCCCUGUGGUAGCCAGAGCAGCACUGUUCCUGGAAUGCGCCCGAUUCGUUCACCGCUGCAACCGUGGCAACUGGCCCGAGUGGAUGAAAGGCCACCACGUGAAUAUCACCAAGAAAGGCCUGUCCAGGGGCCGGUCUCCCAUCGUGGGCAACAAGCGGAACCAGAAGCUGCAGUGGAACGCUGCCAAGCUCUUCUACCAAUGGGGAGACGCAAUUGGCAUCCGAUUGAAUGAGCUGUGCCACGGGGAAAGUGAGAGCCCAGCCAACCUGCUGGGUCUUAUUUAUGAUGAGGAGACCAAGAGGAGACUGAGAAAGGAGGAUGAGGAGGAAGACUUUUUAGAUGACAGUAAGGAGACUCCCUUUACUACAAGAGCCCCUGCUUGUACUGUGAACCCCUCUAAAUGCGGCUGCCCCUUUGCUUUGAAGAUGGCAGCAUGCCAGCUGCUGCUGGAGAUUACCACCUUCCUGCGAGAGACCUUUUCUUGCCUGCCCAGACCACGCACUGAGCCUCUGGUGGACCUGGAGAGCUGCAGGCUUCGUUUGGAUCCUGAGUUGGACCGACACAGAUAUGAAAGGAAGAUCAGCUUUGCCGGGGUCCUGGAUGAAAAUGAAGACUCAAAGGAUUCCCUCCACAGUAGUAGCCACACCCUCAAAUCCGACGCAGGUGGUGAGGAGAAGAAAGUUCCCAGCAGGAAGAACAGGAUAGGAGGCUCCCGCCUGCUCCAGAUUAAAGGAACCCGCAGUUUCCAAGUGAAGAAGGGGGGUUCCUUGUCCAGCAUUCGCCGGGUCGGCAGCUUAAAGAGCAGCAAGUUAUCACGGCAGGACUCAGAGUCUGAGGCUGAGGAGCUGCAGCUGUCCCAGAGCAGGGACACUGUCACUGACCUAGAAGGGAGCCCGUGGAGUGCAAGCGAGCCCAGCAUCGAGCCAGAAGGAAUGAGUACUGCCGGCACAGAGGAGAAUUACCACAGGAACAUGUCGUGGCUUCAUGUCAUGAUCUUGCUGUGCAACCAGCAAAGCUUUAUCUGCACCCAUGUUGACUACUGCCACCCACACUGCUACCUGCACCACAGCCGCUCCUGUGCCCGGCUGGUCAGGGCCAUCAAGCUGCUGUAUGGAGACACCGUGGACUCCCUCCGGGAGAGCAACAACAACAGCAACGUGGCUCUCAGGGGCAAGAAGCAGAAAGAGUGCUCAGACAAGUCCUGCCUGAGGACACCUUCUCUGAAGAAGAGAGUUUCAGAUGCCAACCUGGAAGGGAAAAAGGACUCGGGAAUGCUGAAGUACAUCAGACUGCAGGUGAUGAGCCUGUCGCCUGCUCCCUUAUCUCUGCUCAUCAAGGCAGCACCAAUUCUGACGGAGGAGAUGUAUGGGGAUAUCCAGCCAGCUGCCUGGGAGCUCCUGCUCAGCAUGGAUGAGCACAUGGCUGGGGCGGCAGCUGCCAUGUUCCUGCUGUGUGCGGUGAAAGUCCCCGAGGCCGUGUCCGACAUGCUGAUGUCAGAGUUCCAGCACCCGGAGACGGUGCAGAGGCUGAACGCCAUCCUCAAGUUCCACACACUCUGGAGGUUUCGCUAUCAGGUCUGGCCCCGGAUGGAGGAGGGAGCACAGCAGAUUUUCAAGAUCCCGCCUCCCAGUAUAAACUUCACCCUGCCCUCGCCAGUGCUUGGAAUGCCAUCUGUCCCCAUGUUUGACCCCCCGUGGGUCCCUCAGUGCAGCGGGAGUGUCCAGGACCCCAUUAAUGAAGACCAGUCUAAAUCCUUUUCAGCCCGGGCUGUGUCCCGUUCCCAUCAAAGGGCAGAACACAUCUUAAAGAACUUGCAACAGGAGGAAGAGAAGAAGCGUCUUGGCCGAGAAGCCAGCCUCAUCACUGCCAUCCCCAUCACCCAGGAGGCUUGCUACGAGCCCACCUGCACACCCAACUCAGAGCCAGAAGAAGAAGUAGAAGAAGUCACCAAUCUGGCAUCCCGCCGACUGUCUGUCAGUCCAUCCUGUACCUCCAGUACUUCCCACAGGAAUUACUCCUUCCGCCGAGGGUCAGUCUGGUCGGUGCGUUCGGCUGUCAGUGCUGAAGAUGAGGAGCACACCACGGAACACACGCCAAACCACCAUGUGCCUCAGCCCCCACAGGCAGUGUUCCCAGCAUGCAUCUGUGCAGCAGUGCUCCCCAUUGUUCAUCUCAUGGAGGAUGGGGAGGUGCGGGAAGAUGGAGUAGCAGUGAGUGCUGUGGCCCAACAAGUCUUGUGGAACUGUCUAAUUGAAGAUCCAUCAACAGUUCUUCGACAUUUUCUGGAAAAACUGACCAUCAGCAAUAGACAAGAUGAGUUAAUGUACAUGCUGCGCAAACUUCUCCUGAAUAUUGGAGACUUUCCUGCUCAGACAUCUCACAUCCUGUUCAACUACUUGGUGGGAUUAAUCAUGUACUUUGUGCGGACCCCUUGCGAGUGGGGCAUGGAUGCCAUUUCAGCCACCCUGACCUUCCUGUGGGAGGUGGUGGGCUAUGUGGAGGGCCUCUUCUUCAAGGAUCUGAAGCAGACCAUGAAGAAGGAGCAGUGUGAGGUGAAGCUGCUGGUGACCGCCUCAAUGCCAGGUACCAAAACCCUGGUGGUUCAUGGGCAGAAUGAGUGUGAUAUUCCUACUCAAUUACCAGUCCAUGAAGACACUCAAUUUGAAGCCCUGUUAAAGGAGUGUUUGGAAUUUUUUAACAUCCCAGAAUCCCAGUCAACACAUUAUUUUCUCAUGGAUAAACGAUGGAACCUUAUCCACUACAAUAAGACCUAUGUCCGGGAUAUUUAUCCUUUCCGGAGGUCAGUGUCUCCGCAGCUGAACCUCGUGCAUAUGCAUCCGGAGAAAGGACAGGAGCUCAUUCAGAAACAGGUGUUCACGCGGAAGCUGGAGGAAGUGGGGCGAGUUUUGUUCCUCAUCUCCCUGACGCAGAAGAUCCCCACGGCCCACAAACAGUCCCACGUCUCCAUGCUGCAGGAAGACCUCCUCCGACUGCCCUCAUUCCCUCGCAGUGCUAUCGAUGCCGAGUUUUCACUCUUCAGCGAUCCUCAAGCUGGGAAGGAGCUGUUUGGCCUGGACACUCUUCAGAAGAGCUUGUGGAUCCAGCUCCUGGAGGAGAUGUUCCUGGGCAUGCCCAGCGAGUUUCCCUGGGGAGAUGAAAUCAUGCUCUUCCUCAACGUUUUUAACGGGGCUCUGAUCCUGCACCCAGAAGACAGCGCCCUGCUCAGGCAGUACGCGGCCACCGUCAUCAACAGCGCUGUGCACUUCAACCACCUCUUCUCCCUCAGCGGCUACCAGUGGAUUCUGCCCACCAUGCUGCAGGUGUACUCUGAUUAUGAAAGCAACCCCCAGUUGCGCCAAGCCAUCGAGUUUGCCUGCCACCAGUUCUACAUUCUCCACCGGAAGCCCUUUGUGCUCCAGCUGUUUGCUAGUGUGGCCCCGCUGCUGGAGUUCCCAGAUGCUGCCAAUACUGGGUCCAGCAAAGGUGUGUCAGCUCAGUGCCUGUUUGACUUGCUGCAGUCCCUGGAGGGCGAGACCACGGACAUCUUAGAUAUCUUAGAGCUGGUGAAGGCUGAGAAGCCGCUGAAGUCUUUAGAUUUCUGCUAUGGAAAUGAAGACCUGACUUUCUCUAUAAGUGAGGCCAUUAAGCUCUGUGUUACGGUGGUGGCAUAUGCUCCGGAAUCGUUCAGAAGUCUUCAGAUGCUGAUGGUCUUGGAAGCUUUAGUCCCAUGUUACCUACAAAAGCUAAAGAGGCAGACAUCACAGGUGGAGACAGUACCUGCUGCCCGAGAGGAGAUUGCUGCCACAGCUGCUCUUGCGACAUCCCUCCAGGCCCUUCUCUACAGUGUAGAGGUCCUCACCAGGCCCAUGACAGCCCCACAGAUGAGCAGGUGUGACCAAGGUCAUAAAGGCGCCACCACAGCCAAUCACACCAUGUCGUCUGGGGUGAACACCAGGUACCAAGAACAAAGCGCCAAACUGCACUUUAUCAGGGAAAACCUUCACUUGCUGGAGGAGGGGCAAGGCCUGCCCAGAGAGGAGCUGGAUGAGCGAAUUGCCCGGGAGGAGUUCAGAAGACCCCGGGAGUCCCUGCUGAAUAUUUGCACUGAGUUCUACAAGCACUGCGGGCCAAGGCUGAAGAUCUUGCAAAACCUGGCUGGGGAGCCUCGGGUCACGGCCCUGGAGUUGCUGGAUGUGAAGUCCCACAUGAGGUUGGCAGAAAUUGCUCACUCCCUUCUGAAGCUGGCACCAUACGACACGCAGACGAUGGAGAGCCGGGGGCUUCGACGCUAUAUCAUGGAGAUGCUACCUAUUACCGACUGGACAGCCGAGGCAGUGAGGCCGGCCCUUAUCCUCAUUUUAAAGAGAUUGGAUAGAAUGUUCAACAAAAUUCAUAAGAUGCCUACUUUGAGGCGACAGGUUGAGUGGGAGCCUGCCAGCAAUUUGAUUGAAGGGGUUUGUUUGACACUGCAGAGGCAGCCAAUCAUAUCCUUCCUGCCUCACCUUAGGUCACUGAUCAAUGUCUGUGUCAAUCUGGUGAUGGGAGUGGUAGGACCUUCCAGUGUUGCUGAUGGAUUACCCCUUCUUCAUCUCAGCCCUUAUCUCUCACCACCUCUGCCCUUCAGCACAGCUGUUGUCCGGCUUGUAGCAUUGCAGAUACAGGCUUUAAAAGAAGAUUUCCCUUUAAGCCAUGUGAUCUCCCCAUUCACCAAUCAAGAGCGAAGGGAAGGGAUGCUUUUAAACCUACUCAUCCCAUUUGUGCUCACAGUAGGAUCUGGAAGCAAAGAUAGCCCGUGGCUGGAGCAGCCCGAGGUGCAGCUGCUACUGCAGACGGUCAUCAACGUGCUCCUGCCUCCGCGGAUCAUCAGCACGUCCAGGAGCAAGAACUUCAUGUUGGAGAGCUCCCCCGCUCACUGCUCCACCCCGGGGGACGUCGGGAAAGACCUGCGCAGGGAAGGGCUGGCAGAGUCCACCAGCCAAGCUGCGUACUUAGCUCUCAAGGUGAUUCUCGUCUGCUUCGAGAGGCAGCUCGGGAGCCAGUGGUACUGGCUGAGCCUCCAGGUGAAGGAGAUGGCCCUGCGGAAGGUGGGAGGCCUGGCCCUGUGGGACUUCCUGGACUUCAUCGUGCGGACCCGAAUACCCAUCUUCGUGCUCCUGCGCCCGUUCAUCCAGUGCAAGCUUCUGGCCCAACCAGCAGAGAAUCACGACGAGCUUUCAGCCCGGCAGCAUAUUGCUGACCAGCUGGAGCGGCGCUUCAUUCCCCGCCCUCUGUGCAAGAGCUCCCUCAUUGCCGAGUUCAACAAUGAGCUGAAAAUUCUGAAGGAGGCAGUUCACAGUGGCUCAGCCUACCAGGGGAAGACGUCCAUCAGCACCGUGGGCACCUCCACCUCUGCUUACCGCCUGAGCCUGGCCACCAUGUCCCGCUCCAACACAGGCACCGGCACGGUCUGGGAGCAGGACAGCGAGCCCUCCCAGCAGGCCUCGCAGGACACCCUGAGCCGGACCGAUGAGGAGGAUGAGGAAAAUGACUCUGUGAGCAUGCCCAGUGUGGUAAGUGAACAAGAAGCUUACCUCCUGAGUGCCAUUGGAAGGAGGAGGUUCUCCAGCCACGUCUCUAGCAUGUCCGCACCUCAGGCUGAGGUGGGCAUGUUACCUAGCCAAAGUGAACCUAAUGUCCUCGAUGACUCCCAGGGCCUGGCCGCCGAGGGCAGCCUCUCUAGGGUGGCAAGUGUGCAGAGCGAACCUGGCCAACAGAACCUCCUCAUUCAGCAGCCGCUGGGGAGGAAGAGGGGCCUGAGGCAGCUAAGACGUCCUCUACUGUCACGUCAGAAGACUCAGAAUGAAUCCAGAAACCGCCAUGGAGCUCGGCUGUCAACCACUCGGAGGAGCAUUCAACCUAAAACGAAGCCAUCUGUGGAUCAGAAACGAUCUGUGACCUUCAUUGAGGCUCAGCCGGCUCAGCCUGAGCUAGCAGGUGCCCCAACAGACACACUUCCUGCCACAGUCCAGCCACAAGGCUGCAGCCCAGCCCCAUCUGGGAAGCCAGAAGGAAUGGACAAACCAGUCCUCACAUCUUCCCCGGCCAUUGUUGUUGCUGAUCUUCAUAGACUGUCUCCCAAGCAGAGUGAGACCCUCCCUGCUGAAGGAGAAAAGAAGGAGGACCCAGAAGUACAAGGUGCUGCAGCACACAGCCCCCUCUCUACUCAAAUCUCAGACCCUGAUGACUUCACAGGCCUUGAGACGUCCAUCCUCCUGCAGCACGGAGACACUGUCCUUCACAUCAGCGAAGAAAACGGCAUGGAGAACCCCCUGCUGUCCAGCCAGUUCACGUUCACUCCCACGGAGCUGGGGGAGGCUGGCGUAGACCUGGAUGAGUCGCAUGUUUAGUUCUGCAUCUUGUCCGAGUUGCAGGUGUAGACAAGAUGAGCGAGGGAUCACUUAGCUACAAGUUGAAUACUUUUGCUUGAAAAAAAAAAAGAUGAAAACACAGCACUUUAUAUC